Messenger RNA from Hymenoscyphus albidus, 496 nucleotides. The record is from the annotation of a GenBank genome assembly. NCBI's taxonomy places the organism in Eukaryota, Fungi, Ascomycota, Leotiomycetes, Helotiales, Helotiaceae.
CAUCUACAGGCAAAACCUUAGUUGGUAUACACCUCGCCUUCGUUGGUCACCACAUACCUACGGUCAUCCAGCUUGAUAUCCCACCAACAAUUCAAAAUGCCACCAAAAGGAAGCUCCGCGCUAACGCCAAUGCGCCUGCCUCCUCUCCCAAAACUCCGAGUCCGCCGUCCAAACCAAGCCGAAGCAAAUCCAUGCCUAGCGAUAAUGAGCACCGUCCUAAGUACAACCACCCGCCCCAUUUCCUGCCAUAACUGACCAGAGGAUCAGCAUGUUGGGCAUCAUCCGGAUACAAUGUAGCAGGCUGCGCAGCUCUAGAAACACAAUUACGGACCUGUAUGGACACGCCUGUAAGCCCCUCCAAACCCCCACCACAUCCAGACCAAACACUAACCCCAAUCACCAAACUCAGAGACUCAAGAGCCAAAAGAAGAACACGAUCAAUCAUCAUCUAUCGCGCAUGUACCCCAAGAUUUCCGGUCCGAGGAAGAGGAAGUGA